Molecule: messenger RNA, 5985 nt
Organism: Effrenium voratum
Lineage: Eukaryota; Dinophyceae; Suessiales; Symbiodiniaceae
Source: the annotation of a GenBank genome assembly
AUGGGGGCGCUGCGGCGGCUGAACCAGGCGCUGGCCCGGGGCUUCUGGGCCACGGCGCUGCGGCGCCUCGCGGAAGCGCGGGGGCGGCAGCUGCGGCUCAGCGCGGUGAGUUUCAACUCGGUGCAGCGGCGGGCGCCAUGGCGCCGGAGCUUGGAGCUGCUGCGGGAGAUGCGACGCAGGUCGCUUUUGCCGGACGCCUUUGGCGUCAGCUCUGCGUGCGGAAGGCUUCCAGCAGAGGCUUGGUUUUGGUCGCUGAGUCUGCUGGAUGUGCUCGAGACCACCGGAGAGAAGGCGGACGUGGUGCUGCUCAGCGCCUGCGCCCCACGGCCGCCGGGCGCCUGGCCCGCGGCAGUGGCGCUGCUGGCGGCGGCGCUGCGCCGCGGCCUGCGGCGCGACGCGGCGCUGCACCGGGCGGCGCUGGCGCCGGUGAGGCGCGCGCCCUGGCGAAGGGCGCUGGAGCUGCUGCGGGCCAUGCCGCAGGCGCGGCUGCGUCUGAGCCUCCGCGUGGCCAGCGGCACUUUGGGCGCUGUCGACUCCUGGCGCCGCGGCCUGGCGCUGAGGGCGGCGCUGGUGGCUGGAGGCGUCGGCUGGGAUGCCGUGGCGGGGAACCUGGUGGCGGGCUGUUCCGGCGCGGGCUCCUGGGCUUGGGCCGUGCAGUGCCUGGCCGGCGCGGUCUGGGACGAGGUGAGCUUUGGCAUCGCUCUGGAUUGCUGUGCCCAAGGCCGCCUCUGGUCAGAGGCGGCGGGCCUCUGCGUGCGGCUGCGGCAGCGCGGAAAAGCGCCAAGGGCCGGAGCCUUUGGGGCAGCGGCGGCGCAGCGGUGGGCUGAGGCCAUCUCGCUGUUGCGGUGGCUGGCCCUUGGCCGCGUGGAAGGCGGGAUCGGUAGUGUGGCGUUGCGCAGCCACUCCCGGCCGGAGCAGGCCACCUUCUCCUCGCAGAACCGCAUGCAGCUGCGCCCGGAAGGAACCUACCAGCCCUCGCCGAAACGCCCGCAGCUGCGCUUCGUGCUGUCCCCGGCACGCAUCAGGCCUGGCCAGCAGCGCACGGAGGAGGGCGCGGAGGUGCGGCAUAGGCUCAAGAAGUCCCAGGCGCCAGAGGAGUUGCUGGGAUGCUUCGAAGUGGCACUGCAGGAGGGCGUGGUGGACGCCAGCGUGGUGGGGGCCGCUUUGCAGCGCUGCGGCCAUAGCUUGUGGUGGAAGGCCCUGCUGGAGGUCUAUGACGCCAAGGAGCACUUGGGCAUUCGCCUCUCCUGCAUGGAGCAGAGCAUCGUCUUCUCGGCUCUGGCCUCCUGCGUGCGUCCCCACGUGCUCACGGAGCCGCGGCGCCGACGGGCCCUGGAGAUCGCACGGGAGGUGUGGAAGGAGGCGGUGCCGGAGGCGGACCCGGACUUCAACUGUGUGCUGAGCUCCGCGCUGAAGCUCUGCUUCCAGCUCCGCAGCGAGGAGGCCACGCAGUGGGCGGAAACGCUCUGGGAGUGGUCGGAGGGGGAGAUCUUCCAGAAGUCCAUCGUCACCUACAGCUCCUGGCUCCUGCUCUUGGAGCGCCUGCAGCGCCGCGACAAGGUGGACGUGAUGCUGUCGAAGGUGCUGCAGGGGGACGUCCGUCCCAACGCGGUGCUGCUGGGUGGGCUGCUGAACAUCGCCGCGGAGCUUAGGGACUGGCGCCGCGCGGAUGCGCUGUGGCAGCUGGGCAAGACGCGGCACGUGAAGGUCAACGGCCUGGCCCACGCCGCCUACGCCAAGGCCCACUUCCUCUCCGGCCGCCCGGGCGCGGGGCUGGAGAUCCUGCACCGCAUGGUAGCCUCCGGCGCGGGGGAGGACUACCAGGACUACCGCUACGCCGUGGACUUUUUGCAGAUGCAGGUGGUGGUCUGCCACUCCGCGCCGAGCCCCGCGAACUUGGCGCGGCUCCGCGGCUUCCUGCCCAAAGGCCGCGGGCUGCUGGGCGCGUGCCCGGGCUCGGGGCUGCAGUGCUGGGAGCGCUUGGAGCAGGUGGCGCAGAGGCUGCUGGCCCAGCCCAGCUCAGUGUCCUUUGAGGAGGUGCUGGUGACGUGGCCGGCGCAGCGGGACAGCGUCAUGAAGGACUGGCAGGCUCCGGAUACCUCUGGGACUUCGCUGCCCCCUGACGGACGAAGAAACGAAAGCGGCCAACGUGCUGCGAACCACGAACCGCUCCGCCGCGCGCCGGGCGCGCAGAGGUCUUUGCUGCACGAGCCAGACCUUGCCAUGCUGAAUGCCGCCAUAGCAGCAGGCCAGCGCGGCCAAGCUUGGAUCCAGUGCCUUGAGCUCCUGCGUGCAGGUGUCCAGCCGGACGCCGUGUCUCGCAACAGCGCCGGCGCGGCGCUGGCGGCCGCGGGCAGGUGGCGGAAGGCCAUGGCGUUGAAGGGCGACACCUGCACGGAGGUGACACUUGGCGUGUUGGGCCGAGCUUGCCGGGAAGCCCAGGCGAGCUGCGGGGCUCUUGGCGGCGUGCCUGGGGCGCGGCGCCCGGGGCAACUUGGGGAUGAGAUGGCUCCGACUUGGGCUUCAGUCCUGCAGAGCCAAAUGUUCCACAAAGUGUCCAUCAACCUCAAGCAGGGGCCGCACUUGUUGCAAGUCGCCGACCCUUCCUCUCAGCAGCUGGCUCGAGCCGCGGCUUCGCUUGGAAUUGGCUCGGCGCCAUGCGCCAACUGCGCCGUGGAAGGCGCGGCGUGGCGCUGGGCGUGUUCGCCUGGCUUGGGGCUCUGCGGCUCGCCUGCCUGGGCUUUGUGGGGUGUCAGCCUCGACCGCCAAGGUCCCGAGCUAGACUUGUUGCGCCAGCUGGAGGGACUGAAGCGAGCCUGGACGAGCGGGAUGUCGACUUCGUGGAGCGCCUGCGGGGCCUGGCGGCGGAGGUGCUGGCGCUACCGAACCUCACGGCCCUCGAGCGCCUCGUCUGGGCGACCUCGCUGCGCCUGGACGCCGUGCCCGUGCAGGAGCGGAUUGGUGCGGCCUGAGAGGUUUGGACAGUGGCGAGAUGGUGUCAAGGAGCUGCCCCCGUGGUUUUGGGAGCGCCAGAACAUCACCCGCCGGCCCCCAGGCGUCGAUUUGCUGAGCCUGGACGGCCGCCGCGCCAUCUGGUGCUGUGCAGAGGCAGUGCAGUUCGAGCCGGUGAGGCGAUUUCUGCGGCUGGCGCGGUGGGUCUACAAGGCCACGGAGUGCGUGGUGGUGACGAGCAGCCCCGACGUGCUGUCAGCGCAGUCCAAGUCGUGGCUCCUCAGAUCCAAGGCGAAGCGAAAGACCUUGCCUGCCACAGCUCCACGUCGGUCUGCGAGGCUUCUCAGCCAGGCCGCGCAAGAGACGCGCACAGAUGCUUCAGACCCCCCGCUGCGGCCGUGCCAGCGGGACUGCCUGGAGGCUUGUGCGAAGGGCGCCCGGGUCAUCGAGAUGGCAUGCGGCACGGGCAAGACGCGGGUCAUGAAGGAGUUGGUGCGGAACAUCGCAGGGAGGGUUCUGGUUACGGUGCCUUUGCGUGCGCUGCUGGAACAGUUUGCGGAGGAUUUCCCCGACUUUUGCAAGGUUGGCACGGGCUAUAACCAGGACAUUGACUUUGCAGCCAAAGGGUUCCUUGCAGUGACGGACUCGGUUCGUAUGCUGAAGGGGUUGGAGUUUGAUGCCAUUUUUGUGGAUGAAGCUCACCACCCACUGCCUGCAGGAUUUCCCAAGAGUCAAGUUGUAUAUCGCUUCUCUGCCACCCAUCGUGAUGAGCCAGACUUUCGCUACAGCAUGGGCCAGGCCAUGGAGGACAGAAUCCUCUGUGAUUAUGACCUCAUUGUGCCCGUUGUGACGCCCCAGCACGGCCACACCUUUUUGAGCUUGGCGGGUCUGCUUUUGAAGCAAGCCGGGCGCUUUAGGAGGGUUCUCGCUUACUGCAACUCGGUACGGGAAGCCAAGAGCUUCCGGAUGGUGCUCCGGAAGCUCGGCAUGGCUGCUUGGCACAUGAACGGCGGCACGCCAGCAAAGAAACGGCAGGACAUUUUAGAGCGGUUUUCUAGUGCCUUGCAAGCACCUGUCAAUGUGCUGGUGACCGUUGAGGUGCUCGGGGAGGGCAUCAACAUCCCCAACGCAGACACCUGCAUGUUUGUAGAACCGCGAGGCAGCUACCGGAGCAUCGUGCAGGCACUGGGCCGAGUGCUGCGGCCUCAUCCUGCCAAGCCACUUGCGCACAUCGUUUUGCCCGCAGUUGCCCUGACUCAAAAUCUGAAACGUGAUUCGCUUCCGCCGGCAUUCAUUGGCCGGAACGCCCCUGCACUUUACACCAGCGCAGGUUUGCUUGACCCAAGUGGCACUGAUAGUGCUCGCCGCCCUGCGCAGAAUGGAUGGGCUGCUCAGGGUGAUCAGAAGCCAUUCACGCAUCAAGUAGACGAUGGGCUUGCCACCCUUUCUAGGCGGAUGCAAGGUGAUGGUGACGAGUACCUUCUCCACGAAAAACAGGGCCAAGAGGACAAGCGGUUCUUGCGUUCAAAACGUGCCCAAACUUGGCAAUCCAGCACCCUUGUGGAGAUCAGUGAAAAUGGUGCGCCACAACCCGACACCAGCACUGCUGAGCAAAUUGCUGCACGCAGCAGUAGUCGCUUUCCAGACAUGGUUGCAGCUAGUGCAGUUGAUGCGCGCACGGUGGUUUCUGCUGGCCACGUUGCAAUCCCGAAUUGGGGCACUGCAGCCGCAGUGUCUCACCUUGCUGCUGAGGGGCCUCCGGCCAUGGUUGCAAGACCCGAAGCUGCAAAUAGGCAUGCCAAUUGUGCGUCAAACAAUGCUGCCGGACAUGAAUUCCAGACAAAUUCCUCCAAUGCUAUGACCGAUGGUGCUCCCAGACCUGCAGAUGUUGCAUUUUCAACGGCCGUAGAUGAUGGCGGCAUGAGAAGGAAAGGCGGCAAGAUAAACGGAGGAGCAGCUGCUGUGCAGCCUGAUUUGAAGUUUGACAGCCCAAGCGCCAUUGCCAAGGCUGUGGGCUACCCGACUGACGCUGCCAUAAGGAUGCAGCCCAUCCCAGGAGGCCGCCACGGGUGUCAACAGCUGGAGGCAGAGCGGAGGGCUUCUCAGUGUACAGGCCAGCAGCGUUUCACUCAUGUGCGCAAAGCAAAUCUUGGAAAUGGAUUCCGCAGCCAACUGCAGAGGUUUUUUGCUGCUUUGGUCCAGGCAGAUCAUCGCUUGCUCGGGCCGGGGCAAGCGUUUGGGCAUCGUGUCCAAGUUGUCGACUGCACGACGGCCCUGUGCUAUGGGCUGAAUGUGGACGAAGUCACCCGCGCAGUCCAUGCUGAGCUGGCAGAAGUGCUCCGCAACCAAGACGCGUGGCAAGCUCGUUUCGCAGAUGUGUUGCGUUUUGCUUCCGUUUUUGGCAGGCUCCCAAAAGAGACAGCCCAGCACAGUGAGGAGAGGUCGCUGGCUUUUUGGCUUGCCACGCAAGGCACGCGCCUUCGUGCCAACCGAAUGCUGCCUCACAGGUUCCACCAACUGCUCAAUGCAUCAUCUCAUUUGCUGCGUGAACGUGUGCAAGGGUGGUUGGAGCUGGGCCAGGCUUUCGAGCAGAAAUGCCAGGCGCUGCGAGAACACAUUGAGGCCACUGGCUCAUUGCCUCAGCGCUUAGAGAAGACAGGAAGUCGACACAAGCUGGCCACGUGGCUGUAUAGACAAAGUCGAUUAAACCUCUCAACUUACCGCAGGAAAAUGCUGGAGGGCAUUCAUCCCUUGGUGAGAAAAAUGCUGCGCAGACUGGCAAAGAAGCCACUGCGGAUGAACGCGAAACUCUGGCAGCGGCGGCGGCGUGAGCUACUUGAGUUUGUUUCGAAGGAAGGACAUCUGCCAAGCGAGUUCCAAGACAGCGCGCUGUUUUACUGGCUGAAGUUUCAGCACCUCCGGCUCCGGCGCGGGCAGUUGCCAGCGGAGUGGGCACUUGAACUUCAGAGCUCCCAUCCGCUUAUUGCCGAGCAUUUGCAGAGGCAGCCUCGAAACACAAAGGCGAUUGGCUAG